CCGGUGGAAGGGAAGAAGGGGCAUACACUCAGAGCUUUGCAGCUGAGGGUUUUAAUUUUUUGAGAUGGGGUCUCACUCUGUCCACCAGGCUGGAGUGCAGUGGCACAAUCACAGCUCACUGCAGCCUCGAACUCCUGGGCUCGAGCAAUCUUCCUACCUCGGCCUUUUGAGUAGCUGGGACUACAGGCAUGCGCCACCAUACCCGGCUAAUUUUUGAAUUUUUUUGUAGAGAUGAGGGGUCCCUAUGUGCCCAGGCUGGUCUCGAACUCCCAGGCUCAAGUGAUCCUCCCUCCUCAGCUUCCCAAAGCGCUGCUGGGAUUACAGGCAUGAGCCACCAUGCCUGGCUAAUGCAGGUGAGGUUUUUAGUGUCGUCCAGCUAAGGCGACCCCUUCCCCUUGCAAAAAAGGGAGACUGAGAACAAUCAAAUUAAGAGCCCAGAGAAUAUCAGGGUGGUCUGGGGUGUUUCAAGGGCUGGUCUGAAAGAAAUUGGAGGUGAAAUGCAGGGUAGGAGUGCGGGGCCAACUGGCAGGCCCCAGCAACAUAAAGGAAAAGUUGUUGGGGCUGAGGAGGCUUGCUAAGAGAAGGCAAGUGAGGGAAAGAGGUGAUCUAGGGACAUGGUGUGAAUGAGGCGGGGAUGAGAUCACAGGGUUAUUACUGGGAGACCCCUGAGGGAAGAAGGCCACAGGGACAGGACGAGCCUGUCUUCUUAAGGGAGGAGACCACCCCUCAUAUUGUCUUAUGCCCAAUUUCUGCCUCCAAAGAAAGAAAAAGUAAAAACUAAAAGGCAGAAAUGAAAUCCACAAGCGGACAGCCCGGCGCCACACCCUGCGCCUGGUAGCUAAAGAUCGACCCCUGACCUAAUUGGUUAUGUUAUCUAUAGAUUACAGACACUGUAUAGAAAAGCACUGUGAAAAUCCCUAUUCUGUUUUGUUCCGAUCUAAUCACCGGUGCAUGCAGCCCGCAGUCAUGCAGCCCCCAGUCACGCAUCCCCUGCUUUCUCAGUCGAUCACAACCCUCUCACGUGCACCCAUUUAGAGUUGUGAGCCCUUAACAGGGACAAGAAUUGCUCACUCAGGGAGCUCGGCUCUUGAGACAGGAGUCUUGCUGAUGCCCCCGGCCAAAUAAACCCCUUCCUUCUUUAACUCGGUGUCUGAGGAAUUUUGUCUGCGGCUCUCCCGCUACAUUCUGAGUGGGGAAAGGGGCUAUGGUAGUCCGAGGACCCCACAGAGUCAGGAAGAUUGAGAGAGUGUCCCUCCGGCCCCGCCAUGAGGCUCUUCCUGUCGCUCCCGGUCCUGGUGGUGGUUCUGUCGAUGGUCUUGGAAGGCCCAGCCCCAGCCCAGGGGGCCCCGGACGUCUCCAGCGCCUUGGAUAAGCUGAAGGAGUUUGGAAACACCCUGGAGGACAAGGCUCGGGAAGUCAUCAACCGCAUCAAACACAGUGAACUUUCUCACAAGAUGCGGGAUUGGUUUUCAGAGACAUUUCAGAAAGUGAAGGAGAAACUCAAGAUUAACACAUGAGCAUCUGAAUGUGACAUCCCAGGAGGGGGCUCUGAAAUUUCCCACACCCCAGCGUCUGUGCUGAGGACGCCCUCCAUGUGGCCCCCAGGUGCCACCAAUAAAAAUCCUAUAGAAAAUUC
Molecule: messenger RNA, 1636 nt
Organism: Symphalangus syndactylus (siamang)
Lineage: Eukaryota; Metazoa; Chordata; Mammalia; Primates; Hylobatidae
Gene: APOC1
Product: apolipoprotein C1
Biological process (GO): negative regulation of cholesterol transport; very-low-density lipoprotein particle clearance; negative regulation of lipoprotein lipase activity
Cellular component (GO): very-low-density lipoprotein particle; extracellular region; high-density lipoprotein particle
Molecular function (GO): fatty acid binding; phospholipase inhibitor activity
Source: RefSeq, a predicted model, not a curated record